Messenger RNA from Sclerotinia borealis F-4128, 1203 nucleotides. NCBI's taxonomy places the organism in Eukaryota, Fungi, Ascomycota, Leotiomycetes, Helotiales, Sclerotiniaceae. The record is from the annotation of a GenBank genome assembly.
AUGGCCAAAAUCGAAUCCAAAAGGCUAAAUAAGCCACUCGCAAAUAGUGAUGAUUUGAUGGAAAAGCUAUCUAUCGACCAUUUCGAUUUAAACGCCAUUCUGCGAGGAGCACAAUUGACUAUUGUAGGAGCUCUGAGAGCUCUACGGAAUCCCCAAUUAUUUACCUCGAAACAUUAUAAGCAGGCUGCCCUCGCGGUCUUAGCAGGUGUCAUAAUUCGACUAGCCAUAGAGAUCCCCAUUUUCGGGGUAAAGGUCUUUCUAUGGUUUGUGUCGUUUGUUGUCGACCUAGGGGCGUCCACCUUCGAUGACAAGGUGGUUGAGGGCCUAGAUCUCAUCCAGAAUCAUGUUCUACAAGUUCCUUUCUUUCUCAUGAGCAUACUGAGUCGAGUUACUCCAACUCUUGACAAUAUGUUCAUGAUGAGCCUUGCAUUCGUCGACGAAACCUAUUACGAGAAACAUAAAGGGGAAGAUCGCUCUACCUUACGAAAUGAAUAUUAUCCAAACCUACGACGAUAUCCCAAGAAAGAUGGCACAACACAUAAAACAAGCACAGCCGAGAACAUGUCCCUAUUUUUAAUGAAGUUUGGAAAGAAGGCAGGACUCUCUUUAGCGGUUUAUGCUCUAUCUUAUGUUCCGAUACUUGGACGAUUCGUCCUUCCGGCAGCGAGUUUUUACACAUUCAAUAAGGCAGCAGGACUUGGUCCCGGCCUGAUAGUGUUUGGUACGGGUAUAUUUUUGCCUCGUAAGUAUCUUGUAAUAUUUCUACAAAGUUAUUUCUCAUCACGAAGCUUGAUGCGAGAAUUGCUUGAGCCAUACUUCGCUCGUAUAAAAUUCACCAAAGAGCAAAAGAAAAAUUGGUUUCAUGAUCGAGAGGGACUUCUGUUCGGGUUUGGUAUUGGGUUCUAUAUACUUCUUCGAAUCCCUCUCCUUGGUGUACUUGUGUAUGGCAUUGCAGAAGCAUCGACAGCAUAUCUCAUCACCAAAAUUACCGACCCGCCUCCACCUGUUGGACAAGAAGAUAGCUUUGCUGCCAGCCAGCAAAAGUGGAAGAAUAAGCAUGAAUUCUUGAACCUCAAACUCGACCAACUAGAUGCUCUUAAUACUCCCAGCACGAAGGUAGUCUCACAGGGCGUUUCAGACGAGAAAGCAUCAUCGUCUGCCACAGAAGUACCAUCACAAUAUAGUGAGCUGAUUUCAAGGUAA